Molecule: messenger RNA, 2112 nt
Organism: Labrus bergylta (ballan wrasse)
Lineage: Eukaryota; Metazoa; Chordata; Actinopteri; Labriformes; Labridae
Gene: tnnc1a
Product: troponin C type 1a (slow)
Cellular component (GO): myosin II complex
Molecular function (GO): calcium ion binding
Source: RefSeq, a predicted model, not a curated record
GGUGUAUCGAUAUAAACAUGGGAAGCAUUUGAGAGACCAGUGGAUCCAGUCGCGGAUUUUGUUUUACAUUUAAAAAAAAAAGAAGAAGAAAACUCACGGAAAGUCACAGACAAGAGCAAAACAUUACUCUGAGGAGAACGUCUUCAAUUUCAACUUCAGAGAGUCAACUGCCAACUAAACACUUACCUAUCCCUUUCAGCGUGGGUUUGUAUUGUGAGAAAAUGCAAAGCCGAUAAAUGAUGGGCCCAUGCUAGCGAGGAUGCAAUGACGAUGCUCAUCAGCAAUAAAGACAUGAUCCCAACAUGAGAAGAUUAGGUUUUGCUUACCUUAUGGCCACUUUAUGAGGUCUUUGAUUUGCUUUGACCAAUCAAAAAGCACAUACCUGUCUGUGUAUCUCUGAUCCCUCCUCUACCGACCCAGCCCCCUUUAUCCCCCUCCUACAUGGUCUAUUGAUGGUCGUCUGCAACCACAUCCUGGUCCUCACCCUGUUACCACCUUUAUACCACCCCGAGUCUGUCACACAAGCACACACGUUCACGCACACACCCACACACACACACACACACACACACACACACACACACACACACACACACACAAACGCCCCUGAGCCCCUUUGUGUCUCUGGACCAGGCCUAGAGGAAUGUUGAGUGUCUCUGUUGCCUCCUCCCUGGAGAUUAGGCAUCACCAUGCGUGCCCCCCUCUCCUCCUCAUUCCAAUCCAAAGUAUGCCCCUAAGAGCUGCUGCAUUUUUAUCUGAGCCGGGUGAUUGUGACAGAUUGGCCAAAUGACACACAUACACAGACACACAUUUGUGGGCACAAACAGAGGGGAGGCCGGUCCACCCGGGGAGGGACCAGACAGCUCUGGGCUAGGGGCUAUAAAACCCUUCCAGGAUAAGGCCGGUGUCCUGCCCUGAGCUGCACUGAAACUCCUUCCUCUGUGCCAGUACGCCGUCAGGACCGGCAGCAGACAAGCCUCCAACAUGAACGACAUCUACAAAGCAGCGGUUGAGCAGCUGACAGAUGAACAGAAAAAUGAGUUCAAGGCCGCCUUCGACAUCUUCGUACAAGACGCAGAGGACGGCUGCAUCAGCACCAAGGAGCUGGGGAAGGUGAUGAGGAUGCUGGGCCAGAACCCCACACCCGAGGAGCUGCAAGAGAUGAUCGACGAGGUGGACGAGGACGGAAGCGGCACGGUGGACUUUGACGAGUUCCUUGUCAUGAUGGUGAGGUGCAUGAAGGACGACAGCAAAGGAAAGUCUGAGGAGGAACUGGCGGAGCUGUUUCGCAUGUUUGACAAGAAUGCAGAUGGUUACAUCGACCUGGAGGAGCUGAAAACAAUGCUGGAGUCUACAGGAGAGGCGAUAACUGAGGACGACAUCGAGGAGCUGAUGAAGGACGGAGACAAGAACAAUGACGGCAAAAUUGACUAUGAUGAGUUCUUGGAGUUCAUGAAAGGAGUGGAGUAAUCCUGAAUGAAAGAAGAUCCAGAGUUAUUUUUGUAUUUCUUUGUGGAAAACCAGAAGCAGACUUGAAUAAAAACAUUAGAGCGACUUUGCAAGAUUCAGUCAAAUACUGUAGCUGAAUAUUUCUGUAUUUUUCCACCAACUCUUGCAUUGUUGUAAAUACAGUUUGUAACUACUUUUAGUGCCUGAUGUAUAUUGAUUUUGUGUAAAUGUAUCCAAAAUACUUUAGAGGCCAUAUAGUAUAACAGUUUGCCUGCGGGAGUUAAGAAACUUUAUGUUUUUGUUCAGACUCAAUCUUAUCUCUGAGGAGCCAGAGACUCCAACAAGCCUCCUGAGAGGCUGACAUUGUUUGUGCAGAAAAUGUGUGUGUGUGUGUGUGUGUGUGUGUGUGUGUGUGUGUGUGUGUGUGUGUGUGUGUGUGUGCACAAAGCACAACAAAAUCAUGAAUCUAAAAACUGUAAAGCUUUGAUAGGAUUAUACUUUUAAUGGAAUGCACUGCAACCAGACAGCAUACUGUACACGUUCUGCAUACAUGUGCGUGUUUAAAAUCCUCUCAGGACUCUGCUCCCCUCUUAUGUCCCUGGGGACAUUUUAUUCCUACAUGAAAAGUCUGCUUGGAACGUAAUAAACAGGAGGCAUUUGUCA